UACAAUAUUCUCCAGAGUAACUAACCAUGAGCCCUCCAUUGAAGAUGAACAGGGACUCUUGUCACAUCAAGAAACCAUCAUUUGAGCAGCAACAACGCCAUCCAGUUAUAUUUUACACUCAUUCUCCCAAAAUAAUUCGUACCCAUCCUCGUGAUUUUAUGGCAUUAGUCCAAAAUCUCACUGGCUUUUCUCGUUCCGAAAAAGACCUCUCAUCUUCGCCUUAUAAGUCCGAGCCAAAUAAUUAUCAUGAUUACGAGGGUAACAUUAAUGAUUUUCAAGUUGGGAUUUAUGCGAAUGUUGAAAAUGAGCUUAAUUCGGAUGAAAAUAACAGCAUCAGUUACAAUAAUGCAAGGAAUAUCCAGCUGGUUAGUGAAAUCAAAGAUACAAAUAGUGAAGAUGUUAAUUAUAAUGAUUAUGGAGAUAUUACUGAUCAAGCUGAUUUAUUGUGCUCAGCUCAAUCACUCUUUAAUUACACGGAUUCCUUGUUCUUCAUGCGCAGUAUGAAGGAGCUUCCAGAUUAUUGAAGUGGAUUUUUGAAAUUUUAUAUUAGAACUAUUACUCUUUUAUUAGGAGUAUUAUGGUUCUUCUUUUUUGUUUUCUUCUUCAGUUGUGAUCUCCUUUUUUGUGAUCUGGAAUUAAUAAUAUAUCUUUCGUUCU
Molecule: messenger RNA, 657 nt
Organism: Nicotiana attenuata
Lineage: Eukaryota; Viridiplantae; Streptophyta; Magnoliopsida; Solanales; Solanaceae
Product: VQ motif-containing protein 20-like
Exons: 1
Coding region: 27-524 (165 amino acids)
Cellular component (GO): nucleus
Source: RefSeq, a predicted model, not a curated record